Myripristis murdjan (pinecone soldierfish) is the source of this 5496-nucleotide messenger RNA. It is a transcript of the gene myo5c, whose product is annotated as myosin VC. Gene Ontology annotation, molecular function: actin filament binding; ATP binding; microfilament motor activity. Gene Ontology annotation, cellular component: myosin complex; membrane; cytoplasm. The transcript has 40 exons. Gene Ontology annotation, biological process: actin filament organization. Bases 48 to 5276 code for a protein of 1742 amino acids. NCBI's taxonomy places the organism in Eukaryota, Metazoa, Chordata, Actinopteri, Holocentriformes, Holocentridae. The record is from RefSeq and is a predicted model, not a curated record.
UAUAACAAAUACAUUGACACAAAAAAGUAAAAUAGUUAUGUGUGAACAUGGCUUUGCUGGAACUGUACACCAAGUACAACAGAGUGUGGAUCCCAGAUCCACAGCAUGUGUGGAAAUCUGCCGAGAUCAUGAGAGACUUUCACUCGGGGGACACUGUUCUUGAAUUGCUCCUUGAAGAUGGCUCUGAGCAGUCCUACCCUGUUGACCCCUCUAGUCCACAACUCCCUCACCUUCGCAACCCUGACAUCUUGGUCGGGGAGAAUGACCUCACAGCUCUCAGCUACCUCCAUGAACCUGCGGUCCUGCACAACCUCAAAGUCCGCUUUGUGGAGUCCAAAAUCAUCUACACCUACUGUGGUAUCAUACUGGUGGCCGUAAAUCCCUACAAACAGCUUCAUAUCUAUGGAGAUGCAAUCAUUCAUGCGUACUCCGGCCAGAACAUGGGAGACAUGGACCCUCACAUAUUUGCAGUGGCAGAGGAGGCUUACAAACAGAUGGCCAGAAACCACAAGAACCAAUCCAUCAUUGUCAGCGGUGAAUCUGGAGCAGGGAAAACGGUGUCUGCUCGGUAUGCUAUGAGAUACUUCGCCAUAGUGAGCAAAACUGGCAGCAAAACACGGGUUGAAGACAAGGUCCUAGCCUCUAAUCCAGUCACAGAGGCAAUAGGAAAUGCAAAGACAGUCAGGAACGACAACAGCAGUCGCUUUGGAAAAUACACCGAGAUCAGUUUCGACAAGAGGUACCGGAUCAUCGGGGCGAACAUGAGGACCUAUCUCCUUGAGAAAUCUAGAGUGGUGUUUCAGGCAGAGAAUGAGCGCAACUAUCACAUAUUCUACCAGAUGUGUUCCUGCGCGGACCUGCCGCAGUUCAAAAGCCUGAGACUGUUGAGUGCAGAUAAGUUUCAGUACACCUGCAUGGGUGGGGAGACUAGCAUUGAAGGUGUAGAUGACAAAAAGGGCAUGGAAGAAACACAACGGACCUUCACACUGUUGGGGCUGAAGGAGGAUUUUCAGUCAGAUGUGUUCAAAGUUUUGGCUGGGAUUCUGCAUCUGGGAAAUGUGGAAAUCAUAAAUGUCAGUGGUGACAGAUCAUCAGUUCGUUCCAGUGAUCCACACCUCACAGCUUUUUGUGAGCUACUGGGUGUGAGUACAGAGGGAUUGGUGCAGUGGCUGUGCCAUCGGAGAAUUGUUCUUGUGGCAGAGACGGUGGUGAAGCCGGUGCUCAAAGAGCGGGCUGUAAAUGCCAGAGAUGCCCUGGCCAAGCAAAUCUACGCCCAUCUGUUUGACUUUGUUAUCCAUGAGAUAAACACAGCACUGAAAGUUCCUGGAAAGCAACAUGCUUUCAUAGGUGUUCUGGACAUUUAUGGCUUUGAAACAUUUGACGUCAACAGUUUUGAACAGUUUUGCAUCAACUAUGCAAAUGAAAAACUUCAGCAGCAGUUUAACUUGCAUGUUUUCAAGCUGGAGCAAGAGGAGUACAUGAAAGAGGACAUCCCAUGGACACUGAUAGAUUUCUAUGACAAUCAGCCAGUCAUUGACCUCAUUGAAGCUAAGAUGGGGAUCCUUGACUUGCUUGAUGAAGAGUGUUUGCUUCCUCAGGGCACUGAUCAAAACUGGCUGCAAAAGCUGUACAACUACCUUGCUCCCAACCCACUGUUUGAGAAGCCCAGGUUAUCAAAUGAGGCCUUUAUGAUUCAACACUUUGCCGACAAGGUAGAAUACCAAUGCAAAGGUUUUCUUGAGAAGAACAGAGAUGCUCUCUAUGAAGAACUGGUUGAUAUUAUGCGAGACAGUAAGUUUCCUCUGCUGGCCAACUUUUUCCAAGAGGUGGAUCAAAGCCCUCUAACAGGCAAAGGUUUCCGAGUGAAGUCUGCCAGGCCUGUGCCGAAAUCAGCCAAUAAGCAGCUCAGAACCACUGUUGGAGAUAAGUUCCGCAGCUCACUCUAUUUACUGAUGGAAACGCUGAAUGCCACCACCCCCCACUACGUGCGCUGCAUUAAGCCCAAUGAUGAAAAGCUGCCAUUUGAGUAUGACUCCAGGAGGGUGGUACAGCAGCUGCGAGCCUGUGGAGUCCUCGAAACUAUUCACAUCAGUGCACAGAGCUACCCGUCCAGGUGGACUUACAUUGAAUUUUACAGCCGGUACAGUAUCCUAAUGACCCAACAGGAGGUUGGCCUCAAUGACAAGAAGCAGACCUGCAAGACAGUGCUGCAGAGGUUGAUUCAGGACUCAAACCAAUACAAGUUUGGCAGAACAAAGAUCUUCUUCCGAGCCGGUCAGGUGGCUUAUUUAGAGAAACUGCGUCUGGACCGACUCCGAGGAGCAUGCGUGACCAUCCAGAAGCACGUCCGUGGCUGGAGCCAGAGGAGGAAGUACCUACGCAUGAGAGAGGCGGCCAUCAUCCUCCAACAGUACAUCCGUGGACAGCGGCAAGUCCGUAAAUCAGUGAGUGCUGCAACACUCAAGCAGGGCUGGGCAGCGCUGGUGAUCCAGAAAUACUGGAGAGGCUACCGCAUGAGACAGAUCUACCAAGCAGUCCAUCUGGCCUCCGUCACCAUCCAGGCCUUCACACGAGGAUGGAUCGCCCGUAAACGAUACAAAAGGAUGAUGGAAGAGCACAAAGCCAUGAUCCUGCAGAAGUAUGCCCGAGCUUGGCUGGUCCGACGGCGAUUUCAGACGAUGCGUCGGCUGGUGCUCAACGUUCAGCUCUCCUACAGGGUGCAGCAGCUCAGGAAGAAGAUUGAAGAGCAGAACAAAGAGAACCGUGGCUUGGUGGAAAGACUGACCAGCUUGGCCAACUCCCAUUCCCAAGCCGUGGAGAGGGUUCAGAGUCUGGAGGCUCAGCUGGAGAAAUCAGCGAGCAAGAGGGCGUCUUUGGAGGCAAAAGAGCUCAAAGCAAAAGAAGAUGCUAGUCUGAUAAUUGCACAGCUUCAAAAGGAGAAGGAGACGCUAACGCUUGACAAACAGGACAUGGAGACAAAGUAUGCUACGUCCAUAAAAGAGUCUAAAGAUAGCUUUGAUCAAAUAAAGAGAAAUCUUCAGGAAGAGAAAGAAAACGAAGCAAGACUUCGAAAAAUUGCAGAGAACAACACUGAGAUCCAGAGGCAGGACCACGAAAAAGAGAUGGAAACUCUUCAAGAGGAGAUGAGGAGACUGAAAGAGCAGCGGGUUGGUCUACAGCGACAGAUAGAGGAGGGGGGCAAAGUCAACGCCGACCUGCAGGAUCAAGUCGUCCAGCUCACCAAGCAUGCCAAGGCCAUACCUGAGCUCCGGAAAGAUCUCCACAACCUGCAGACUCAGAGAUCGAGCAUGGAGAGAAAGAUAAAGGAACAGUCAGAACAAGCGAGAGUUAAAAUGAUCAUGAUUUCAAGACAGCUUCUUGGUGGUGUAGUUGAAGAGGAGGUUCUAACAAGGCUCGGUCCAGAUGACCCUGACAAGCUCUAUGAGGUUGAAGACUUGCUGACUGCUUUGGAUGGCCUGCAGAAAGCUACCAGAGUACUUGAAAACCACCAGAGGGAGCAAAAGGAAUGCUAUGAGAGCAAAGUGGAGGGCUUUAAAUUCAAAGUGGACCACCUGGAGAAAGAGAACAACCAGUUAAAAAAUCUGUUCCAGGAGAAAAGUAAUGUCAAUGACAGGAUUCACCAAGAGGUGUCCAGGCUCACCAGCGAAAAUAUGGUUAUACCUGAGCUAAAACUGCAGGUUUCAGAGCUGCAGAGACAGAAGCAAGAGCUGGAGGUCCACGUGGAGGAGCAGAGCAGAGAGUUAGCUGAAAAAACAGAGGAGAUUACAAACACUCUUCAAAAGAAGAUUGAAGAAGAGAGCUCCCAGCGCAGGCACUUUGAGCAGCAAGCUCAAGCGUUGGAAGAGGAGAAGAGGGAGCUGCAAGGAAGAGUAGAAGACCUGGAGGAAGAGAAUGAACACCUGAAAAGACAACAUCUGAUGGCCAGCGAGGCCAAGACCAGACUGAAUCAAGAGGCUGCACAGUUAACCGCUGAGAAUAUAGACCUUGAGGAGCAGCUGGAUAAGAAGGACAGAUUGAUAAAGAAGCUCAAAAAUCAAAUAAAGAGCCUUGAAACAUCACAGAAAGCCAAGCAAACUUCUGCGCUCGCUAUUCCUAAGGAUUACCUUGGUAUGCUGGAAUACAAGAGAGAGGACGAAUCCCGACUCGUUCAAAACAUCAUUCUGGACCUGAAGCCCAAAGGUGUGGUGGUGAACAUGAUCCCCGGCAUGCCAGCAUACAUCCUCUUCAUGUGUGUCCGCCAUGCCGACUACCUGAACGACGGAGCCAAACUCAAGUCUCUCAUGAACGCCAUCAUCAGUGGCGUCAAAAAGGUCAUCAUGGAUCACCACAAAGACUUUGAGGUGCUGUCGUUCUGGCUCUCCAACACGUAUCACCUGCUCAAUUGUCUGAAGCAGUAUAGCGGGGAAGAGGAGUUCAUGAAACAAAACACCCCCCGCCAGAGCAAGAACUGCUUGCAGAAUUUUGAUUUGUCAGAGCACAGACAGAUUCUCAGCGACCUCGCCAUCCACAUCUAUCACCAGUUUAUCGCAGUCAUGGAGAAGACCCUCACACCCAUGAUUGUACCCGGUAUGUUGGUGCACGAGAGUUUACAAGGGAUUUCAAGCAUGAAGCCCACAGGUUUCAGGAAGCGUUCCGGCAGUAUCUAUGAGGACUCGGAGACCUACACCAUCUCCUCCAUCCUCCAGCAACUCAGCGCCUUCCACUCCACCAUGAGCCAGCACGGUAUGGAGCAAGGCCUCAUCAGACAGGUCGUCAAGCAGCUCUUCUUCCUUGUGGGUGCCACCACCCUCAACCACAUCAUGCUCCGCAAAGAUAUGUGUUCAUGCAGGAAGGGCAUGCAAAUCAGAUGUAACAUCAGUUACCUGGAGGAGUGGCUGAAGGAGAAGGAGCUGCAAACCUCUAAUGCCAUAGACACUCUGAGGCCGCUGUCUCAGGCCGCCUGGCUGCUGCAGGUCAACAAGUCCACUGACGGUGACGCCAAGGAGAUCACUGACACCUGCACUGAACUCAACCCUGUGCAGAUUGUCAAGAUUUUGAAUUCCUACACACCCAUUGAUGAUUUUGAGAAAAGGGUGUCAUCUUCAUUCGUCCGCAAAGUUCAGUCUUUACUACAAGACCAUGAGGGCUCAACACAGCUGAUGCUGGACACUCAGUAUCAUUUCCAGGUCACAUUUCCUUUCUGCCCAUCCUCACAGGCCCUGGAGUUGCUUCAGGUCCCCAGCAGCCUCCAUCUGGGCUUCCUAACCAGAAUCUAACAUAGAAACAAAAAAGUGACAUCACAUUUUUAAGGUGUAAGGAAUACUUUGCUCCAAAGUGGAGUAACCUGUAUAAAAUCCAAUAGUAUUUCAGUUACCUCACUGAAAACAAUCAUAUCAGCACAAGAAAACGCCAAGUAUUUUAGUAUGUUUCUUAACACAUCUAUUUAAUGUUAAUUUUAUUUUGUUCGUUGAUCUAAAUCUUUUGAAUAAAAUGUUU